AUGCGGGGCUCCAGGCUCGCCGCCCGCACCUGGGCUCCCGCGUCGGCAAAUCAUUGGCGCCUCCAGGGGAUGCAGCGGCCGCGUGAGCGGCACGCGCAGUGCGCCGCGCUGGCACUCGCGUGGUGGCUCGCCGCUCUCGCCACGCCCGCCGUGGUCCACGCCCAAGUGAUGGCUGCCUCGCAAGUUACAUUCCUGCGAGAUUGCCAGGCCGCAUGGGGUCAGGUGUUGGCUGGGUGGACUUCGUUCAAUGGCAGACCUAUUACCUGCCAGGCUGCUACAGGCAUCGACUGCGAUACGAGCGGGAUGAUCACCCAGAUGUGA
Closterium sp. NIES-65 is the source of this 321-nucleotide messenger RNA. The record is from the annotation of a GenBank genome assembly. Lineage: Eukaryota; Viridiplantae; Streptophyta; Zygnematophyceae; Desmidiales; Closteriaceae.